GGCGGAGGACUUACAUAAAAAUCCUCCGGGGACUUUCUUUUUUUAAACGUGUAAAAGUCACGGUAUUUGCGGUAAAUCGGCGUGGAAAUACUUAAAGGUGUGGAUUAUGAAAAGUUGUAAUAGUAAGACAACGUCUCGCGGGCGUUUAGAGCAACUAAAGUGCACGAGAAGUGAGUUUUCUCAGCUCAGAGGCGCGUGAGACGCAAACCGAGCGCGGACGUAAAGAGGCAUUUUCUUAUACUUUGCUUUUGUCGUUUUGCUUUUCGAGGGAAGUGAAGCAGCAGCUCGGGACCUGUUGGCACACACAGAACCGGGAUAACGCGCACUUUGUUUGGAACCACCAUGCUGGCGAACACGGCGCUUUACGCAGCGAAGAAACGGAAGAAGCCGGUCCAGAAAAUACCCAAACCACCCCCUCCCGAUGGCAUCAAGUCCAACCCGUCCAAACGCCACCGCGACCGGCUCAACGGCGAGCUGGAGAAGCUCACCAGCCUGCUGCCCUUCACCGAGGACGUCAGGGCGCGGCUGGACAAGCUGUCCGUGCUGCGCCUCAGCGUCGGGUACCUGAAGGUCAAGAGCUUCUUCAACGUCUCCAUGAAGAAAGGGCAGAACGGCUCCAGCUGGACCAGCGAGCGGAGCCUCAUGUUCGGGGGAAUCGCCCAGAACGCGCUGUCCUCCACAACCUCCACCUCUUCCUUGGCCUCCUCCUCGCAGGUGACAUCCAUCGACGGAGUCAGCUUCACCGAGGGAGACCUGCUGCUUCAGGCGCUGAACGGCUUCGUGUUGGUGGUGACGGCUGAAGGCUACAUCUUCUACACGUCCCCGACCAUCCAGGACCUGCUCGGCUUCCACGCGUCGGACGUCAUCCAUCAGAGCGUGUUCGAGUUGAUCCACACAGACGACCGCGCUCUCUUCAGGCGGCAGCUUCACUUCGCUCUCAGCCCAAACGCCGGCCAGCGAGACGGCGGCGCAGAGAGUCCCAGUGAUCAGAACUCUGCGGAGGUGAGCAGCAACGUGAUGACCUACGACCCGCAGAACAUCCCUCCAGAGAACUCCUCCUUCCUGGAGAGAAACUUCUGCUGCCGCUUCCGCUGCCUGCUCGACAACUCCUCCGGCUUCCUGGCCCUGAACUUCCACGGCCGCCUGAAGUUCGUGCACGGUCAGAACCGCAUGUCCGAGGACGCGACGCUGGCUCCCCCGCAGCUCGCUCUGUUCUCCAUCGCCACGCCGAUGCAGCAGCCGUCCAUCCUGGAGAUCCGCACCAAGACGCUCAUCUUCCAGACCAAACACAAGCUGGACUUCACUCCCUUGGGCAUCGACACCAGGGGGAAGGUGGUGCUGGGUUACAAUGAGGUGGAGCUCUGCAUGAGAGGUUCAGGGUACCACUUCAUCCACGCUGCGGACAUGAUGUACUGCGCCAACAACCACGUGAGAAUGAUGAAAACCGGAGAGAGCGGCUUCACCGUCUUCAGGCUUCUGGCCAAAACUCGGACUUGGGUGUGGGUCCAGGCCAACGCCAGGCUGGUCUUUAAAUCAGGGAAACCAGACUUCAUCGUGGUCCGGCAGAGAGUUUUGACAAAUGAAGAAGGGGAAGAGCAGCUGUGCCUCCGUCAGCUGCAGUUGCCGUUCAGCUUUGCCACCGGAGAGGCGUUGCUCUACGAUGUCAUGCCAACCGUCGACGUCCCUGACCCCUGCUCCGCCCCCAAGCAGAGGAAGUUGGAUAGUUACACCGUCAGCCGCGACUCCUUACUGGGCUGCAUGCUGAGUCAGGACCAGUCGAUCUACUGUGAACACAACAACGCCAACGCCCUUAACACCAUAAACGAUGCCGCCUUCAAGGACACCCACGCUACAGUCAACGUUCCUGGAGAUGUCUGGCAGCUCACGACACCCAAACCUGUGGUGGGUAGCCUGGUGAAGUCUGAGGCCACAGUGCACGACAUGAUGGAGACCCUGCAGCAGAUCCUCGGGGACAACGAGCUCAGCGACGCCCUGGAUGUGGGGCCUGAAGAGCUCAAGAGCUGGGAGAGCACGCUGCUGAAGAUGAGCAGCAGCAGCUGUGAGAUGAGCGAGGACCUGGACGACAUCCUCAGCAACGACAUCCUGUUGUACGUAGAGGAGCAGCUCCAGAGGGAGGGCGGGCUCAAUCUGCCAAAUCAGCCGGAUGAUAUACCAACCUGCCUUUCCACUUUGGACUUUGCACCGCAGAACCAGCUGAUAACAAACGGAGGACAGAUGGCAGGCGGACAAGCAGUCCUGGGGAUGAUGAAACUCUCCCACAUGGAUCUUCCUCAGUUGAGUUCUGGUUUAAAGGGUCCAACCCUCCAGCAGAUCGCCUCGCUGCAGACGCUCCCCACAUCUGUUGGUCUGGGAGCCUCAGGCAACACCGGCGCUCCAGUAACCUUCAACCCCUCCAUGGCGGCGGAAACACAGAACCAACUGAGAACUUUGCCGGUCGGUGCCAAGGACCUUGGAGCAUUCAUGCUCAGGCAAACUUCAACCACUCAGAUUCACUUGAACCAAAUGGCUCAGCCAAUGCAGAAGCAGCUUCAGAUGAGAACGCCCAACCUACCGAUCGGCCUCCAGGACCAAAGCGCAAAAAGACAGUUAAAUCCCAUGUACAGCUUUCAGGGGAACCAGUGGAACUCCUCCUCUGUCCCCAACUCACACCAAGACAACAACUUUGCAGAAACAUACACCCAGAAUAUUUCAAAAGAACCAGGUUUCACUGCAGAUCCCUCCUUGUCCAGCUGCUUACAGGGCCACUUUGCCCUUCAGACACAAAACAACGAGAAUCAGAGACAGUCUUGGCCGCUGGAGCAGCAGCUGAUCUCAAGUGGACACCAACAAAUGGGCGCCUGCCUCAACCAAAUGUCAGGAUUUCAGAGGAAUCCUCUUCCUGGGGUCAUCACUCAGAACGCUGUCAACGGCAGGCCAAUGUUCAGGACUCCAGAGACUUCAAAUGUACCAUUUCCUGUUCAGCAGGUCAUGGAGCCGCCGCCUCUCGCACCUUCUAGCAGUUGUAUGUUCAGAAAUGCCCCCACCUCUGUGCCUGUAAAUGGACUGCAGCUCAAUCAGGCGUCCUCCUGCCAGAGACUGAACUCUGCCAACAACCCGAUUCCCUCCAAUCCCUCGUGCUUCUAUCAAGGUGUAGCCGUGCCGGGGAUGACGGAGAUCCCGAAUCCUGAUGAGGCGGCGCUGUCCUGCCAGAUGACGGCUGGUCUCGACCCAGAUGGCCUUCUGCUGCAGCAACAGCCGUACAUCAACUUCAGUGAACAGACACAGAUCAACAGCCGUCCUGUCCUCGGGAACGGAGGUUUCCCCUUCUCCUCGCUGCCCAAUGGGAACACGUACUACUCAGAGAACAAAUAGGAACCAGCCACUGUGACUCCAGGAUGGCAGAAGAUCCCGACUCGGACUGAAACGGCAGUUUAAAGGGAGCAACAAGACUUCUGUCUCUAAACAUGAAAGUGGAUCAGACUGAAGGACAGAAAUGUGCCCGAGAAGGAGGAGGAGGAGGCUCCUUCUUCUUCUUCCUCUCAUUAGAAACAAAGCUUUAGUGUUUGGUUCAGGGUGGCUGCAGGAAGAGAAGAAAAGUCUGUUUGCAGUUUGUCAAAGGAAAAGGUUCCCUUUUUGGAGCUGGUUGGAUUAUACCACAAACAAACGGAUUACCUGAACCAGUGAUCUGUUGUUGAUGACCUCAUCGUGACACUCGUCUGGGUUUUCUUCCACGCUGAUGGACUAAAGUUUGUCUGCAGCACCUGGUGGCGUCACUCAUCACUCAGGUCAUAUCGGAGGCUCAGCAAAUCAACUCCUUUGUCCUCGUCCUUGAAGUCUCUUCUCUAGUAAAACACACUCUGAGUCCAAGUACGUUGUCACCUUGGACCCUGGAGGACAGUGUGUGCAGUUGCAGGGAAUUAAAGCAGCCUACGUUAUAAGAAGAAUCUCCUGGACACAUUUAUUAGCGCUAAAAAGUUAAAUAUUUCACGCACAGUGUUACAAACAAGAGAAAGGACUCGGAGGAUGAGGACUAAGUGGCCGGUUGAGCCUCCCGUGUUCCACACAGCGGACGAGAACUUAAAAACGACUUCCUGUUGACCCUCUGCCGUCUCUGCCGCACAUCGUUCUCCCUUCAAAGCAGUUUUUAUACUUUGAGCGCUCAGAAGGAUAAAAUAUAUCGACUUUUUCUUUGCUGUUUUUGUCCUUUUGAAAAUGCGUCUGGAUCGCGUUCAUUUCAACUCUUUGCGGUCCCGGCGAGGGAGCGUUGCCUCGCACACAGAAAACGCACAACGUAAUCACAGCAUCCUCCUGCGAACAGAUUGAAAGAUGAUUCAGUGGAAGCAGCGGCUCGUUAGUGCCUCUUUUAUAUAUUUCAAAAGCAUUCAGUCAGAGCUUUUAUCACUGAGCCAGUUCUUUAAUAUUUCUGUGUUGUUUUCCUGUUGUAGGGAGAAAGGAAAGAUCCGGAGGCCUCAGUCUGUGGACACGUUUCAACAUUUCCACCGGGAAUAUUUGCAAAAGAAAAGUGGAAAUUUGAUAUAAACCAAACUCGCCGUUGCCUUUAACGUCACAGAGCCAAUUCGUGAGAUUGUUUUUGCACUAUUCCUUUAAAGUGUUUGCCAAAGCAUAGCGAAGAUUCACAAAUCCUUUAAGAGCUUUAUAACAAAAAGAGAUUCCUUUAGUGUUUGAUAACGAAAUCAAGGCGAUCAUAAACUCAUUAUUAAAUUAAUAAUAAUGUACUUUUGCAAUGAGAUCUUUUCUUUUAAUCUGCCAAGACUUAACGUUGUCUUUUAAACAUGAAACAAAGAUGUAAAUCCGUCUCUCCGUCGACUCUUUAUUCCGUCCUCUUCCUCUUCCUGUUUCUGUCUCUGUAGUUAAUUUAUCGACGUUCUUGCUCGGCAGCGAAAACGCAGAAGUAAAACAGUUAAAGGCAGCUAUUGUAUAUUUUAAAUGAGGAAAAAAAAUGGAAAAAAUGAACACGAGUGCCUUUUUAAUUAACUCUUUUUGUCUGUUUAUUCUUUUUAAACAACCCGAUUCAGCACUUCACAGAUUGAAAAGAAACAUCACGAGAAAGCCUCAAAUGUGCGCCGCUUCAUCCAGUACUGAGCCGUGAACUCUGAUUUAGUUAUUUAGUUAUCAGCACUUUAAAACAAAACACUUCUCUAGAAUAAGCAGGUUGUCGUAGCGACAGCAGACUUGAAUAUUUGACUUAAAUACCAAAAACAAAGAAGCAAGUAAAGCCAUCUGUGAUGCUUUGUUGUGCAGGAUACCAAAGGGAAAAGACACACACACAGCAGGACGCAGACCCGAAUGAUUGUAGUUUCAAAACAGUUUCACAAAUUACAAAUAUGCUGCAUUCAUGUCACAAAUGUCCAACUUGUAAGUAGCCGAGCAGUAUGGAUGCUUCAUUAGCAACAAGUGAGUUGUUGAAAGGUAUUCUGGGUAAUGUAGUAAAGCACUGCAGCAGUGAAGGAGACAGUUUUCACAACAUAAUGUUCAAAACUCCUCAUUUUAAACUCAAACACCGAACUGUACAUCAAAUUGAAUCAUUUUUCUCAAAGACGAUAGAAGAAGCAAUGAAAAGCUUGUAGUUUAUUCACCGACGUACUAUAUUACUGUCGGUAACUAUUACAGUAAAUCUACAUUUAUGUUUUAUUUAACGACAUAUUUCAGUUUUAAAUAAUGAAACGCUUCGGUCUGGAUCUCGGCAUGUUUGGAGUCUGAGCCGGAUCUAUUGUAAAAAACAAGAGUUGUAAUAAAUCGACCUCAAAUCCACAAGUUUCUCCACAUGUUGAUGUUUCUGUGAACUUCCAAACAUCUGCAACGAGCUACGAGGCGCACGGUGGCGCUCAGUGCGUCUUCAUCAUCACAGAUGGAUUCAACAUGUUUAAGACUCAGUACAAAAUGAAGCGCUUGUUUCAGGACCUGAACGCCUCGUUAAUAUCCCGAGUGCUUUCAAUUCAAUCUCAAAGUAUUCAUACGGACAUAGAAAGUUUAUCUUGUGUGCUUCUAGGUGGAAUAAAAAGCCUUAUGUACUUAUUAUACUUUCAAACCCUGGAGGCCAAGGCUCCAAAUUGCAGUAUCUUUGUGUACCUGUAUAUAAAUAUAUAUAUUUGUCUCCUAUAUUGUGUAUUUUAUUGUCAUAUUAACCUGACUCACGCUUUUAUCAUUUUUUGUACAUUUUCUGCACAGCAUAUACAUAUGUUAACCUCUUGUUAUGAUGUUUCUUUUGUAACCUUUAAACAUAUUAUAACUUGUGAAUUUGCCUUCAAUAUUUUGCCUCUGACAGUGUAUUGAGUGUUUGAGUCAAUCUUUUCAUGCUCACUAUAUUAAAGGUGAUCUGAUCACA
Cottoperca gobio is the source of this 6346-nucleotide messenger RNA. Its product is annotated as aryl hydrocarbon receptor-like. The coding region runs from base 343 to 3372 and encodes 1009 amino acids. NCBI's taxonomy places the organism in Eukaryota, Metazoa, Chordata, Actinopteri, Perciformes, Bovichtidae. The transcript has 11 exons. Gene Ontology annotation, molecular function: nuclear receptor activity; transcription cis-regulatory region binding; protein dimerization activity. The record is from RefSeq and is a predicted model, not a curated record. Gene Ontology annotation, biological process: xenobiotic metabolic process; response to xenobiotic stimulus; regulation of transcription by RNA polymerase II. Gene Ontology annotation, cellular component: nucleus; aryl hydrocarbon receptor complex.